AUGGCUCCAGGUCUUUCUGAUGUAAAACCAGUUUCGUAUUUAGAUGUUGGUUUAACAAUUUGUUCGUGUUCCAGAUUAUCAAUUGAAGUUGGAAUGGUAAGACUUGGAUCAGUAAAUGAAACUUCCAGUAGAAAUAAUGGUAUUUGUUUUAGCCGUUUGAAAAGCUCCGCUACACCAUCUACCUUAAAAUCCGUGACUUGA
Molecule: messenger RNA, 201 nt
Organism: Diversispora eburnea
Lineage: Eukaryota; Fungi; Glomeromycota; Glomeromycetes; Diversisporales; Diversisporaceae
Source: the annotation of a GenBank genome assembly